AGCUCCUGACAUCCUCAUAAUUUCCUACUCCUCACUUUUCUUCAAAAAAUACACAUUUUUCAACUAAAUGUUUGACGUGGCAGAGCGUCGGUUUGCUCUGAACUUUUUGAACACUUUGCCUGUGCACAAUGAGUCCCUAGUAUUUUCACCUCUUUCAAUUGCCCUAGUCCUGUCUUUGGUCCACACUGGAGUCCGGGGAUCUUCACGAGAUCAGAUCAGGAAUACGUUGCUAAGUGGUGCCACUGACGAACAGCUUGUGGAGCAUUUUUCGUUUGUCUCCAAAGAGGUGAAGAAUGGAACAAAAGGAGUUGAGGUUUAUUUGGCAAACAAGGUUUACUUGAAAAAAGGAUUCACCGUGAAUCCUACAUUCCUAUCAACCGCACUCAAAAAUUAUGGCGCUGAUGCAAAAUCCUUAGACCUGACUACCCCAGCUGCUGUUCAGGAAAUCAACUCAUUUGUCAACACCGCAACUAACGGAAAAAUCAAAAACAUUGCUACCCAGGACUCGAUCAAAGAUGCAAUUGCUCUGUUGAUCAACUCAAUUUACUUCAAGGCAGAUUGGGAUGACAAAUUCGAUGGAAUGUCUGUCAGCGAACAGGACUUCACUUUGCACACCGGAGAGAAAAAGAAGAUAAAGUUUAUGAAGGAAUUCAUGAACGACCGUUCAUUCUCUUCAGAUGAUGUCUUUGAUGUUCUUCACGUGGCCUAUUCAGAUCAACGCUAUCAGUUCUCAGUAUUCCUUCCGAAACUUAGAAACUCGUUGAAAGAAGCUCUGAAGAAAUUGAAUGAGAAGAGGUUCAAUGACUUGCUGAAAACAAAGAAACGAACCUUUAUGAAUACUCAACUUCCGAAAUUCACAAUCGAGAAGGAUCUGAACUUAAAGUCCCAUUUGCAGACCUUGGGAAUCACUGAUAUUUUCUCUGACUCUGCGGACUUAUCCGGGUUAGCUGAAAAUUUAAAAAUUUCGGAGGGAGUUCACAAAGCGAUCAUAGAGGUGAACGAGGAAGGUACCACUGCCGCUGCCGUGACGAUGAUGAAAGCAGUUCCGAUGUCUGCAAGAAUGGAGCAACCAGUAAACUUUAUAGCAGAUCAUCCAUUCUUUUUCACAAUUACUUUUUUGAAUCAUCCUAUUUUUGUAGGGGUUUUCAAUGGUUGAAUUUAAAUUUGAAUAUUUAUAAAAAUUUCGUUUAUCUUUAAAUAACAAAAUUAUUGGUGGGAUUAUCAAAUUUUCUGAAUAAAAAAUUUCGGUCAGAAAUUC
Caenorhabditis elegans is the source of this 1258-nucleotide messenger RNA. RefSeq names its product Serpin domain-containing protein (gene srp-3). Gene Ontology annotation, cellular component: extracellular region. Gene Ontology annotation, molecular function: serine-type endopeptidase inhibitor activity. Bases 68 to 1156 code for a protein of 362 amino acids. The record is from RefSeq and is marked reviewed. The transcript has 4 exons. NCBI's taxonomy places the organism in Eukaryota, Metazoa, Nematoda, Chromadorea, Rhabditida, Rhabditidae.